This is a messenger RNA of Staurois parvus, 369 nucleotides long. The record is from the annotation of a GenBank genome assembly. Lineage: Eukaryota; Metazoa; Chordata; Amphibia; Anura; Ranidae.
CUUUCCCCCCUUCCAGUCUGGACACUUUCCCCCCCUUCCAGUCCGGACACUUUCCCCCCGUUCCAGUCCGGACACUUUCCCCCCUUCCAGUCCGGACACUUUCCCCCCCUUCCAGUCCGGACACUUUCCCCCCCUUGCAGUCCGGACACUUUCCCCCCCUUCCAGUACGGACACUUUCCCUCCCUUCCAUCCGGACACUUUCCCCCCCUUCCAGUACGGACACUUUCCCCCCCCUUCCAGUCCGGACACUUUCACCCCCUUCCAGUCUGGACACUUUCCCCCCCUUCCAGUCCGGACACUUUCCCCCCCUUCCAGUCCGGACACUUUCCCCCCCUUCCAGUCCGGACACUUUCCCCCCUUCCAGUCCAG